GGUGCACGGCGCCCACCCCCGCCCCGUUCUCUUCUCGACGCUCUUUUUUUCACCCCAGACCCAGAGGAUGCGUAGGAAGGAUAGGAGCACGGUUUUUUAAAGACCGCACCGUUCUGUUCACCGACGACGUACGGGGUCGAGCCGAUACAAUUACAAGUAGCGGCAGCCCAUCAGCCUCGGCGCAGCAGCACGGCCAGUCGUACGUCCUCGUCCGGUCGCUUCAGUUGAGCCUCUCCGUGUCCUCCCUUCCCCCGUUGUCUCGUCUCUUGUUGUCCGGGGCCAUGGGGAGGGCGCCGUGCUGCGACAGGGCGGCGGUGAACCGGGGCCCGUGGUCGCCGGAGGAGGACGACGCGCUGCGCGACUACAUGCAGCGCCAUGGCAACACCGGCAGCUGGAUCACCCUCCCCGCCAAAGCCGGGCUCAAGAGGUGCGGCAAGAGCUGCAGGCUGCGGUGGCUCAACUACCUGCGCCCGGACAUCCGCCACGGCGGCUUCACCGACGAGGAGGACGCCAUCAUCUACUCCCUCUACAGCCAGCUCGGCAGCAAGUGGUCGCUGAUAGCGUCGCAGCUGGAGAGGAGGACGGACAACGACGUCAAGAACCACUGGAACACCAAGCUCAAGAAGCGCCUCGUCGCCGCGGCCGCCGCCUUCCCGGCUGCCCCCUCCUCCCGCCGCCCCCCGUCCUUCACUCCGGCCGCAGCGCACGCGCACGCGCACCCAUCGCCGCUGCUCCCGCUCCCCGCGCCGACCGUGAAGGCCGAGACAUACACCUACGACGACUUCCUGGCGCCGACGGCCGGCCUCCACGACCCGUUCGCCGCGGAUGGCUCGUCGUCGGCCUCCGCCGCGGUCCAGGACCCGUUCGCCACAGAGGGCUCGUCGUCGGCAUCCGCCGCGGUCCAGGACGCGUUCGUCGGCGAGGGCUCGACGUCGGCCUCCGCCGCGUCGUCGGGGUCCAACUGGUCGGCGGUCGACAACGCGGGCGGGUUCUUCGUGGACUUCUGCGCGGCCGGGGCCGACCUCGCCGUCGCCGACCAGUUCCUCGGCGGCUUCUACUACCCUCUCGACCCGACCUUGUCACUAGUGUAGAAGAUCUCGUGAUUUGAUCGAUCAGACGUGCUUGUCCCAGGCGCUCGAUCUCCAUCAGUGAAUUCAGAUACAAGCUCUGGAAAAGGUGAUCUUCGUACGUACGGUCGCAAACGGGAAAUGUGGUUCUUGAAUCCUGAUCACCUCGAUCUGCAUGCUUCCAUGUCCACGUUUUUUUCAAGUGUUUACAGUUCUUUGAGCAGAAACUUUGUGCCACUCAUCC
This is a messenger RNA of Hordeum vulgare subsp. vulgare (domesticated barley), 1311 nucleotides long. RefSeq names its product transcription factor RAX2-like. The coding region runs from base 282 to 1091 and encodes 269 amino acids. The record is from RefSeq and is a predicted model, not a curated record. The transcript is spliced from 3 exons. Lineage: Eukaryota; Viridiplantae; Streptophyta; Magnoliopsida; Poales; Poaceae.